This is a messenger RNA of Acytostelium subglobosum LB1, 867 nucleotides long. RefSeq lists its product as hypothetical. Gene Ontology annotation, molecular function: diphthine synthase activity. The transcript is spliced from 2 exons. Gene Ontology annotation, biological process: protein histidyl modification to diphthamide. Bases 1 to 867 code for a protein of 288 amino acids. Lineage: Eukaryota; Evosea; Eumycetozoa; Acytosteliales; Acytosteliaceae. The record is from RefSeq and is a predicted model, not a curated record.
AUGGUAUUAUACUUGGUCGGUCUUGGUCUUGGUGAUGAGAAGGAUAUCACUGUAAAGGGAUUGGAGGUUGUAAAGGCUUCGGAUAAGGUGUAUCUAGAGUUUUAUACAUCAUUGCUUGGAGGUUCAACUUCAGUCGAGCGUAUGGAGGCAUUCUAUGGAAAGAAGAUGAUAUUGGCUGAUCGCGAGAUGGUCGAAUCAGGUUGCGAACAGAUGCUAGAAGAGUCAAGAACACAAACAAUCUCAUUCUUGGUAGUUGGUGAUCCAUUCGGUGCCACAACUCAUACAGACUUGGUUAUGCGUGCAAAGGAGUUGAAGAUACCUUAUCAAGUGAUACAUAAUGCAUCGAUUAUGAAUGCUAUUGGAUGUACAGGAUUGCAACUUUAUACAUUUGGUCAGACGAUAUCAAUGGUGUUCUUUACAGAGACGUCAAAGCCAGAUAGUUGGUACGACCGCGUCAAACUUAAUAGAGCAGCUGGUCUGCAUACACUGGUGCUACUGGACAUCAAGGUCAAGGAGCAGACAAUGGAGAACCUGCUGCGUGGUCGUCCAAUCUACGAACCACCCAGAUUCAUGACCGUCAAUCAAUGCGUGCAACAGCUGCUCGAGAUCGAGGAGCUGCGUGGAGAGGGCGCCUACACAAAGGAUACGCUCUGUGUUGGUCUGUCGCGAGUUGGCCAAGACACACAACAGAUCAUCAGUGGCAGACUGGAAGAGCUGCUCAACGUCGACUUUGGCGCACCCCUUCAUUCAUUCAUCAUCGCUGGCGACAUGCACUUCCACGAGCAAGAGUUCUUUGAUACAUUCCGCGUCAACUCUGAGACCAAGUAUCUUCCAGUCGUCGCCUCUGACGACAAUGAUGAUAAUUAA